AUGCCGAAGGCACGCCGACAGGUAUCUACCCAAGAGCAGGACGACGCCCCUUUACUAGCGUCCGAGCUGGUGUCGCGCGUGUCCGACAACAAACUGAUGGACAUCGUGAAUCAUUAUCGCGUCCCUCUAGAUUAUGCUCUAUACGCCCCUUUGGAGGCAUGCCGGGCUGACCGUCCUAGGCUCGACUUCGUGGCCCUCAGCGAGCAAAUUCUAAAAGCGGAUGGUACCAUUCCGCUGCACCCGUUCUUUGUUGCAGUCCUCAACUACUUCGAUCUUGCCCCGCUUCAGCUGGCACCCAAUGGCUGGCUGACUUUGAGCUGCCUUUUCAUUGCAUAUAUGAAACUGUUGAAACGCGCCCCUACGGCCACCGAGGUACAUUUCCUCUACAACCUCAUGCCCCUCCCCAAUUCAAAAGGUUUUUACUACUUACAAAAAGCCAACAACGGGGCCUCUUUGAUAGAGGGUUCGGUGUCUAACCUGGGGGCUUGGAAGCGGGACUUUUUCUUCGUGGAAGGUCCACUCUCUGUCCAUGAGGAUUUCUGGACCACUCCCAAGCGAUUCGCCGAACCCUCCGUCGUCAGGUUGGAAGCGAAAGACAUGAGACAGUUCCUCAACGCUGAAGCUGCCAAGAAAGAUGCGGUGCGCCUUUUCACCGUAAAGAAUCUGAACCGCCACAAGCUAUCUCCCGUCUCUGACCCCAAGUUGCUGUGGACCAUCUCUGGGUCCACGAAGAUGAAGGAGACCUUGGCUGAGCCUUUCCCGGAUGAUGAUGAGGAUGAGGAGGGGCCAUAG
Molecule: messenger RNA, 792 nt
Organism: Humulus lupulus (European hop)
Lineage: Eukaryota; Viridiplantae; Streptophyta; Magnoliopsida; Rosales; Cannabaceae
Exons: 2
Coding region: 1-792 (263 amino acids)
Source: RefSeq, a predicted model, not a curated record